CGAACAAGAUGAGACGGUGAUAGAGGUUUGGGCCCGUUUAGUAAAUCAGCCAAGUUAAAACCCUGUAAAGCUCGGUAUCGUUUGCACCGAGUCCAUCAAUAAACCCCGAUCUGGGUUUCUCUCUCUCUCUCUUCGUUCGUUCUGUUGCUAUACUAGGGGAACCCAGAGAGUGUAGAAAUGUCGCGUUUCAAGAAACUCCCAGCUGCAACUAGGGCGGCGGCGGAGAAGCCGGAAAACCGGCGUCCGAGCAGCGCCGACCGGUCUGCAUACUUUGCCCGGAGAGAGGCGGCGAAGGUAUUGCGGACCGUUCUCCAAGGAGAUGCCAAGCGCAGAGCAGUGGGUUCGAUCAAGUCGCUCGUGUAUAGCCCCUCGGUCAGAAACAAGAGAGGCACUUUCGCUUUGGUUUGCGAAACGCUCAAGUAUCUUUCAAUAAUCAAGGAGGUUUUGGGCUCUGCUAAUGUACUGAAUAGCAAGUGGAAGAGGCAAGGGGAAUUGAUAUACACAGUCACGUAUGAUAUUCUUUUUGGCCAGGCAGCUUCAUUAGUUGGGGAUGCGGAGAAGUUUCUCUUGCUACGGAAAGAUGCUCUGCAGUCAGCUCUAGCUCAGCUUUUAGUGAGGAAGGGCAUGAAAGACAUUAAAGAUUUGACGGCUUGUCAAAAAUUUCCGGAUAUUUCAAAACCUCGCUAUGUUCGUGUAAAUACUCUGAAAUUGGAUUUGAAGUCAGCCUUGCAGGAAUUGGGGAAGCAAAACAAGGUUCACGAGGAUGACAUGGUUCCUGAUUUGUUAGAACUUCCUCCAGGUGUUGACCUGCAUAAUCAUCCUUUGGUCCUCAAUGGCAGUGUCUUUAUGCAAGGUAAGGCAAGUUCCAUGGCAGCUGCAGCCCUUCAGCCUGAACCUGGAUGGGAGGUUCUGGAUGCUUGUGCAGCACCAGGGAACAAAACUGUACACCUCGCUGCGCUGACGCACGGAAAGGGUAAAAUUUUAGCUUGUGAACUUCACAAGGAAAGAGUUCAACGUUUGAAGGAAACUAUCAAUUUGGCUGGGGCUGCUAACGUGGAAGUGCUAAAUGAAGACUUCCUGAACUUGAAUCCAAAACAUACGUCAUAUUCAAAGGUUCGUGCAAUUCUCUUAGAUCCUUCAUGCUCUGGAUCCGGGACUUCUGCUGUUAGAUUGGAUCAUCUACUCCCUUCACAUGGCGCAGGAAAUGAUGAUGCUGGCAUCAAUCGAUUGAGAAAGCUCCAAGCUUUUCAGAAAAAGGCUCUGGCACAUGCGCUAUCGUUUCCAGCAGUUGAGAGACUUGUUUACAGCACGUGCUCUGUACACCAGAUUGAAAAUGAGGACGUCAUUAAAUCUGUUCUACCGCUUGCUUUGUCUUUGGGUUUUCAACUGGCAACUCCAUUUCCCCUGUGGGCACGCCGUGGGCUCCCUGUUGUUGAAGGAUCGGAACAUUUGCUUCGUACCGAUCCUGCAGAGGACAAAGAAGGCUUCUUCAUUGCACUAUUUAUAAGGAAGAGCACCAUUGCAGAAAACAGGCCAGAAAGAAGACCCAGCAGCAGCACCACCACCACCGCCACUUCAGAAGCUAUUUGUUCAGAGAAAUCAAGUAUUUCUUCUGUGAAGAAGAAACAAAGAAACAAGUAUAAGCUUCAUCUCUACUGUCCCUCGGCUAAAUUGUCCAGAAUGUGGCUGCAUCCUCGGUACCUAGCGCGCAAAAGGGCAACCCGGAUUUAGUUUAUUUUUAUCCAUUGUUUUGUUAGUUAAGAAAGUAAAAUUUGACAUUAUUCUGAAUAUUUUGAAAUUGCGAUUGUUUCAGUUUACUAAUUUUUCCGAUUAUUCAGUUAUAUGGUAACCACUUAGUCUCCUCACCA
Molecule: messenger RNA, 1868 nt
Organism: Rhododendron vialii
Lineage: Eukaryota; Viridiplantae; Streptophyta; Magnoliopsida; Ericales; Ericaceae
Product: 25S rRNA (cytosine-C(5))-methyltransferase NSUN5
Exons: 13
Coding region: 178-1731 (517 amino acids)
Biological process (GO): rRNA base methylation
Cellular component (GO): nucleolus
Molecular function (GO): methyltransferase activity
Source: RefSeq, a predicted model, not a curated record